AUGGCUUGGGGUCCUACUCUCACGGCCCUGGCCUUCUCGGCCCUCCUGGCAGUUCUAGCGUUCUGCUUCCUCACUGUCCCGUAUCUUGUCAUUGGUCCCUUCACUUGCCGCUUCUUCAACACUGCCAUCACCGUUGGCCCAGUGGCCGCCUUUGUUGGAUUGUUCGCUUUCCGUUACUGGCGCCUCUUUGUUAACAUUGUAGCUUACCGUCUCUACCGUCCCGCUCCUCGUCGAUCCCCUCCGACUUACACGGCAAAUGAUGUGACCGUCAUUUGCCCGACCGUCGAGCCCCAUGGUGACAUCUUCCGAGAAUGCACCGAGUCUGUCUGCACCCAAGAACCCCGCAACUUCUUUAUUGUCGUUGGUCAUGAGAGCAUGGUUGAUGCCGCCGAGGGCGUCGCCGCUGGUCUCCGCGUGCGCUGGCCCAAGAUCAACAUUCGCGUCGAGGCAGCUCCCGCCGCUGGAAAGCGAAUUCAGAUUGAUCAUGUCGCUCCCAUCAUCGAUACCGCCAUCACCAUCUGUGUCGACGACCACGUCUUCUGGCCCCUUCACCGUCGCUUCUUCCCCUCUGUUCUCGCCGCCUUUGAGGACCAGAACAUUCGACUUGUCGGCACCAACAAGCGCGUCCGCAUCGAGCAUGGAAAGGGUCGCUGGAGUCUGUUUUGGAACAUGAUCGGCUCGCUGUACCUGACCCGUCACAACUUCGAGAUCAUGGCUUCCAACUGGGUCGACGGUGGCGUCUUUGUCGUCUCUGGUCGCACUUUUGCCAUCCGCUCCGACAUUCUUCGCGAUGCCGAUUUCCGCGACAGCUACACCAAUGAGAUGAUUGGUUUCUUGGGUAUGCUUUGGGGUCCCCUCAGCCCUGAUGAUGACAACUUCAUUACUCGCUGGAUCUUUGAGCACGGCUUUGGCGUCCGCAUUCAGUCCGAGGACGACAGCGAGAUUGAGACUACUCUGGGAUGGUUCCCCAAGCACCUCGGCACCUCUACCCGCUGGGCCCGUACCACCUUUCGCUCCAACCCUCGCAUUCUCAUGAUGCGCCGCAUCUGGGAGACUCAGCCCUGGUCUAUCUACGCCGUAUAUAUUGCAGGAAUGAUCAACUUUGCCGUCUUCUGGGACUUUCUCCUCUGCUACAUGUGGCAGCAGCUUCCCUGGGCUCACGGCUGGGCCGACGUGCGCGUCAUGGUUAUCUGGAUCCUCGCUACCAAGCUCGUCAAGACUUGGCCUCACUUCCGUCGCUACCCCAGCCACCUCAUCAUGUUCCCAGGUUACGUCGCCUUUGCCUACUACCACUCGCUCAUCAAGUUUUGGGCUCUGCUCACCAUCUGGGAUUGUGCUUGGACCGGUCGCAACAUUGCUGAACUUGCAGCCGCUGCUGCUGCUGCCGGCGCAAAAUCUACUGCUACUACUUACGGUACCACCGGCUCCUCUUAG
Messenger RNA from Pestalotiopsis fici W106-1, 1434 nucleotides. RefSeq lists its product as uncharacterized. Bases 1 to 1434 code for a protein of 477 amino acids. The record is from RefSeq and is a predicted model, not a curated record. Lineage: Eukaryota; Fungi; Ascomycota; Sordariomycetes; Amphisphaeriales; Sporocadaceae. The transcript has a single exon.